UUCAGGCAUCGUAUCCUGUUUCUAGCCUACCUACCAUCACCGCAGUUCAGCAUGUUUUCAACGCCAUAUCUUCACGGGUAGGUGAAAAGAAAGAAGGGAUCGAGUCAAUACAACCCUAACCCUUGCAAUCAAUUGGCUUCACAAGCCUCGGCAUCUCUCUAGGGGUAGCUUUGUUAGCGGGGCGUUUCACCAAAAGUGAAAGCUCAUCAAACUCGAAUCUCACCACCAUUCAACAUCAUCAUCCCUUCAGUCAAGCGCGAAAAUGACUGGCCCUCUACCUGGACAGAAGACCGUUUUGAUCACUGGCUGCACGCCAGGCGGCAUUGGUCAUGCCCUCUGCCUCGAGUUUCACAAGCAAGGCGUACAUGUCAUCGCCACGGCGCGUAACCCAGCCGUCUUGGCCGAGAUGGCCGACAUGGGCAUGAGCACCCUCGCCCUCGACGUCACCAACCCUCAGAGCAUCAAGACCUGCCACGAGGAGGUUGCCCAGAUCACCGGCGGCAAGCUUGACAUUCUCGUCAACAACGCCGGCCGCACCCACACCCACCCCGCCACCGACAUCGAUCUCGACGACGUCCGCGAGACCUUCGAGACCAACGUCUUCGGCGUCAUGGCCAUGUGCCAAGCCUUCGCCGACCAGCUCAUCGCCGCGAAGGGUCUGAUCAUCAACAUCGCCUCGCUCGCCGCCAUCACCCCCUACGUCUUUGGAUCCGUCUACUGCGCCACCAAGGGCGCCGUGGUCUCCUACUCGCGCACUUUGCGGCUGGAACUCAAGCCCUUCGGUGUGCGCGUCAUGACCACCAUGACGGGAACCGUCCAGUCCCAAAUCGCCUCCAAGACGCACCGCACCUUGCCGGAGAACAGCAUCUACAUGCGCGUCAAGGAGUUCUUUGAGCGCAGGUUGACGUUUUCGCAGAACAAUGCUACUUUGAAGACAGAGGAUUAUGCGAGGAAGUUGGUGAAGAAUGCGCUCAAGGGGGAGAUGCCUCUGGGUCUGAGGAGCUGGUUUGGAAGGGCGGAUUAUUUCUGGGCGGGCGGGUGGGCGAGGCUUGUCUGGACGGGCACGUUCUUUGGCGAUUGGUUGUUGGAUUUGGUCAUGUAUCGCAUGUUUAAGAUGAAUGUGUUGGAGAGGGUGUUGGCGCAGGAGGAGGCGCAGAAGAAGUUGAACUGAGCCGUAGGCAGGAUGAUGAUGAAGUGGAUGUGCUACUUUGGUUGGCUUAUGGACGGUGGCUGGAGAGCUGUACAAGGCGCAUUGGGUACCUACCAAUGGGCGAGUGCUCAGUCUGGCCCGUGGUGGGUGGGCUGACUCGGUGUAACAACGA
Neurospora tetraspora is the source of this 1322-nucleotide messenger RNA. RefSeq lists its product as uncharacterized. Bases 263 to 1171 code for a protein of 302 amino acids. The record is from RefSeq and is a predicted model, not a curated record. The transcript has 4 exons. NCBI's taxonomy places the organism in Eukaryota, Fungi, Ascomycota, Sordariomycetes, Sordariales, Sordariaceae. Gene Ontology annotation, cellular component: lipid droplet; endoplasmic reticulum. Gene Ontology annotation, biological process: phosphatidic acid biosynthetic process; triglyceride catabolic process. Gene Ontology annotation, molecular function: triacylglycerol lipase activity; acylglycerone-phosphate reductase (NADP+) activity.